AUGGACGUUGAUGUAAAAUAAGGUCGUUUAAGGGCAGUCCGUAGAAAUGGAUUGGUUAAUGGAAUCAACCCUUAUUAAUUUCUUAGUUGGAUAUAUACUCUAUUUGAUAUAGUUAUAGCAUACUUUUUUGCCUUUCAAUUUGAAGAAACAGGAAUGAGGGUAUUAAUGUUUUUUUCAUUUAGGAACUCUAAUUGAUACUUCUUACAGUAAUAGUUACUUGUGUUAUUUAUUCAUGUCUAAGAACCACAUUAAUAGAUCCUACAGAUUCAAUUGUAAAGGAAGAGAAAUUAUCAAAACUACUUGGGUAAUUUUAUAUAAUUGAUAUUCAAAAGCAAAGAAUUUAAGACAGAUAUAAAAUCUUAUUGUUUAGUAUGUUAAGCACAUGUUUAAGAGAAAACUAAACAUUGUUGGAGUUGUAAUAAGUAUUAAAUAUUACAUAUUAGAUGUGUAUCGAAAUUUGAUCAUCAUUGUAUUUGGUNAUACCAUAUAACAUAGUUUAUAAAACAAAUCUUAUGUUUGAUCAUUAAAUUGAUGCCUCAUUCUAUCCAUAUCUUUUAUAAUCUAUAUAUAAUAUGGAUUAUAUGAGAAUUAAUGUAUUAGCUGCAACUGCUGCUUCUGCAUAUUUAUGGUAUUUCCAUCAUAUGUCUAUGAAUGAUAUUGGAAAGAAUUAUUUUACUAAAGUUCAAUACAAUAAAGAUAAGGAAAUGAUAUUUGUAACUAGAAUGGGUUCAUUCGGUGUUAUUAGAGAAGAUGAAUUUGAAACACAUCAUCUCGAAGUAAUACCAUAUUAUACAAAGUCUGGAGUGUAAAAUAUGAGAUAAAAUGUAUAUAUACAUACUUAUAUUUAUAUAGGAUUUAGGAAUGUACGAGUUGUCUUGCUUAAACAAAUAAGAAUUAAUGUAUUUAUAUAUGGAAGAUGCUUUUUGGAAUCCUAAAUUAAAAACCUAAUUUCUUACAAAUCAUACUUAAUUGAUAUCCAAAUAAUACUUUGGAUUAAAGAGGUAAUUUUAAAUUGUAAGAUUAAAAUAGAAAUGAAUAAGAAGAAUAUGAAAAGACUUAAACUCUAAAAGAAUUACCAUUAAAAGAUUUACCUGUUCCAUGA
Messenger RNA from Paramecium pentaurelia, 1102 nucleotides. NCBI's taxonomy places the organism in Eukaryota, Ciliophora, Oligohymenophorea, Peniculida, Parameciidae. The record is from the annotation of a GenBank genome assembly.